AUGCUCACAAUUUGCAAGCGGGUUUUACACAACAAAGGCAUGGCAAAAACGUUGAAACUCACGGGAGUGGAAACAGACAUCUGUAAGCUGCUCAAAGACUACAGCGCCCAAUACAAUGCACAUCGGUCGACGUUAGAGCCAUUGACGUUGAGAAUUACUGGUGGGUGGGUAAGGGACAAAUUGCUCGGGUUUGCAUCUCAUGAUCUGGACAUCGCCGUCAACAUCAUGUCUGGAGAGCAGUUCGCAACUGGGUUGAGUCAGUACCUCACACAACACCACGAUGAUUUCGGGAUUGUUCCCCAUUCUAUUCACAAGAUCGACAAAAACCCCGAGAAAUCUAAGCAUCUGGAAACUGCCACCACUAAACUUUUUGGAAUUGAAGUGGAUUUUGUCAAUCUGAGAUCCGAAGAGUACACUGAGGAUUCGAGAAUACCAAUUGUAGAAUUUGGUACUCCAGAGCAAGAUGCAUUACGUCGUGAUGCCACUUUGAAUGCACUUUUUUACAAUAUACAAACCGAAACCAUCGAAGAUUUUACCGGAAGAGGGCUACGAGAUUUGGAAAGCGGAACUCUCAGAACGCCAUUACCACCACGUCAGACCUUUUUGGACGACCCGCUUAGGGUUCUUCGACUUAUCAGGUUUGCAUCAAGGCUAAAUUUCACCAUAGAAGAGAGAACUUUUGCCGAGAUGGCAGAUGACGAGAUAAAUCAAGCGUUUUUGGCCAAGAUCUCGCGCGAACGAGUCGGAACGGAAAUGCAAAAAAUACUGCAUGGACCUGAUCCACUAUUAGGACUCGAACUCAUCCAUAAGGCAUGCUUGGAAAACGUCAUUUUUUUUUGGCAUAGCGAUAACGCUAUUAUAGAACACAACCGAAAAGAAAGUAAUAUGAAACUUAUAGAUGCUGCUUACCAAAAGUUGCGUGCUCAUAUGCGAGUUGUUCUUGAGAAACUACCUGAUUUGUUGACAAGAUGUCCAGAUUUGAAAUUAAAAUGGGAACAAGAUUUGGAGUUUAGACAAACAUUCAUUUUGGGCGUGGUUCUAGCACCUUUCAAAGACAUUGAAAUAGUGUGGAAUCCGAAAAAGACACAUAAUAAACUAGGUCCCAUUGCUGACUAUAUCGUUAAAGAGGGAUUGAAAUUCGGCAAGGGUGAUGCGGAACUGGUGUCAAAAUGCGUGCAGUCUCAGCUGACAUGGGAAAAUCUUCUCAAUAAGUAUAAAGCGCUCAGCAGGUCAGAGAUUGGACUUUUCCUAAGAUCUUUCGAGGGUAAUUGGGAAGCUGCCUUUUUCGUUAACCUUGCGCUUUCAUUCUGUUUGCAGGAAAGCACUCUGCAAAGGUAUCAACAACUUGUUGAGCACAUUCGUUAUCUACAGCUUCAAGACAGUUUUCAAUUGAAACCCUUGAUCGACGGCAAAAGUCUAUCUAAGGCCUUAGGAUGUAAACCAGGGCCGUGGAUGAAAACAGUAAUGAGUGAAAUGAUCGUAUGGCAGCUUGAUAAUCCUCAUGGCACCGAGGUUGAUCUCCUUGAAUACAUCAAGGAAAGUGUAUCUCUGAAUCAAUGA
Lachancea mirantina is the source of this 1560-nucleotide messenger RNA. The record is from the annotation of a GenBank genome assembly. Lineage: Eukaryota; Fungi; Ascomycota; Saccharomycetes; Saccharomycetales; Saccharomycetaceae.